AUGGUGAUGUUAUUUGCGAUGAUUUUGUGCAUAAACAGGAACAUGGCUGUCUCUUUGUUUUCAGGUAAAUAUGCUUCCUAUGAACGUAAUGUGUGCAAAGAGUACCAGAACAAUAGAAAACACAGAAAGCAGUGUAAUUAA
This is a messenger RNA of Enterospora canceri, 141 nucleotides long. Lineage: Eukaryota; Fungi; Microsporidia; Enterocytozoonidae. The record is from the annotation of a GenBank genome assembly.